AUGUUUCCACAUAAGAAUCAAUCGAGACUGGUUAAAGAAUUAAACUUGAAAUUUGAUUCCAUUAUUGCUGAAUUUAAAAAGGAAAAGGAAGCACUCAUUGAUAAUAAUACCAAACUUCAUGCUAGGGUUAAAGAGUUAGAGAAUAAGUAUCUUGAUGAUCAUGAUAGAAUUUGUCACCUAGAAGACAGUAUUGGUGAUCUAAAAAUUGCCACUGAAGAUAUAGGUUAUCAAAGUGAAGAGAACGAUGCUAGAAUUGCGAAAUUAGAACAGACUCAAAAAUCAUACAACUAUCCAAACCGGGGCUCAAAUAUUGACGACGAAUUCAUAAACCAAUCGUAA
Messenger RNA from Entrophospora sp. SA101, 339 nucleotides. The record is from the annotation of a GenBank genome assembly. Lineage: Eukaryota; Fungi; Glomeromycota; Glomeromycetes; Entrophosporales; Entrophosporaceae.